Messenger RNA from Ornithodoros turicata, 1785 nucleotides. RefSeq names its product digestive cysteine proteinase 2-like (gene 26-29-p). The coding region runs from base 55 to 1725 and encodes 556 amino acids. Gene Ontology annotation, biological process: positive regulation of apoptotic signaling pathway; positive regulation of peptidase activity; immune response. NCBI's taxonomy places the organism in Eukaryota, Metazoa, Arthropoda, Arachnida, Ixodida, Argasidae. The transcript has 10 exons. Gene Ontology annotation, molecular function: cysteine-type endopeptidase activity; cysteine-type endopeptidase activator activity involved in apoptotic process. The record is from RefSeq and is a predicted model, not a curated record. Gene Ontology annotation, cellular component: lysosome.
CAAUGCCGUUCCCGAUAAGUAACAGCAACUCGUCAGCAGUCACCGCAUUCAAGUAUGAAGACGCUACUGCUGCGUUGUCUUUUGGCCGUCGUCGCCACCCGCGUUUGCUCCGGCCAGGUCCAAUGGGGUUCGACAUACACCGUCCAGGGAGUUCUCCAUCUUCCCUAUGCAGAGAUCAAAGAACCCUUUAUGGGCUAUUUCGAUGCGACCAGGAACCUUAGCCGAGUCGACUACUACGGCGAUAUGGUCCAGACAGUGCAGGUUGCUGGCAAUCGGGAAAACUGCAGUACGCUGUGCAACGGUGUCGUCUACAAGAUCGCCUACAUGCCUAACAAGGCGACCUGGGAACCCGAGCGCACCUGCUUUCAGGUCAAUGGAACGGAGAACAUCACCGUCACGAUUCAGUCUGUUCUGCCAGACGUGCGGAACUUUACCUUCUCUGGCAGUGAACCCUGCAUGAGUGACGGCCAGUGGUCAAGAGACACACAAGUUUGCGAUCGUUACGACCUCGUGGAAACGAUCGGAGCCAAAGUAAACAGGUACACCUUAUGGGUGUCCUUAGACGAAGCAGGCGAUGCGGUGCCGCGACGGUACCUGAUGCACGGCUACAAUACCUUACUGGGUUCCCACUACGACAAGUACGAGGUCCUCUACAGCAAUUUCCAGAAGGGCCCCUUCAACCCCGAUGUCUUCAAUAUCUCUUCUCUCACCACGGCAAAGUGCCGAGGGUUUCCGGGUCCGGGAGCCGAGAGCCUCGCACUCCACAACCCCAUGGCGGAGUUCAUGAACAACCACGACGCCCACGUCCAUCAGGCAUUUGAUGAAUUCAAGGAGGUGCACGGAAAGCGAUACACUGACUCUCAGGAACACGAGAAGCGAAUGAACAUCUUCCGCCAGAACCUCAGAUUCAUCCACUCAACAAACCGUGCUAACCUGGGCUACAACGUUGCUGUCAACCACCUGGCAGACCAAACUGAUGAAGAACUACUUUAUCUCCGUGGGAAACUCAAGUCUUCCAGAGCCUUUCCAAGUCGAGGUCGUUCCUUUCCCAUGGAUAAAUUUUCCCACCAACUGCCGGAGAGCGUUAACUGGUGGCUUCUCGGUGCUGUAACACCAGUAAAGGACCAAGCGGUAUGUGGUUCGUGCUGGAGCUUCGGUACAGUGGGACACCUGGAAGGAGCGCUUUUCGUCAAGACAGGGCGAUUGGUCCGUCUGGCGGAGCAGCAGCUGAUCGACUGCAGUUGGCUCGAUGGCAAUAACGGUUGCGAUGGGGGCGAAGACUUCCGGGCGUAUCACUACAUUCAGGCACAUGGGCUAGCAUCGGACGAGGACUACGGAAGCUACCUGGGACAGGAUGGGAUCUGCCACGAUACGAAAGUGAACAAGACGAUCGCAACAAUCAAGAGUUACGUGAAUGUAACGACGGUGGAAGAACUUCGCAAGGCCCUCGCUAAUGUGGGUCCCAUCUCAGUCUCUAUCGAUGCCUCCCACAAGAGUUUCAGCUUCUACUCCAAUGGCGUCUACUAUGAACCCAAAUGCCGUAACGAUGCUGACGGAUUGGAUCACUCUGUUCUGGCUGUGGGUUACGGAGUGCAAAAUGAUCAACAGUAUUGGUUAGUCAAGAAUUCGUGGUCAACUUACUGGGGAAACGACGGAUAUGUCCUAAUGAGCCAGAAGGACAACAACUGUGGUGUCGCCACACAGGCCACCUACGUCGAACUCUGAUGUCUCAAAUUUCCUCAUUGUCUUUUUAAUAAAGUGUCAUGUGAUGACGCGUAAAAACUC